Molecule: messenger RNA, 2262 nt
Organism: Ceutorhynchus assimilis (cabbage seed weevil)
Lineage: Eukaryota; Metazoa; Arthropoda; Insecta; Coleoptera; Curculionidae
Source: the annotation of a GenBank genome assembly
GGGUGAACAACCACUGAAUUUUAGUUUUGGGGGGUUGAUGGGGCCGGCACGUGACUCGUCGUUGCCAGUGAAACCCAAACAAUAACUUGGGAGUAUUUCCUGGAAACUUCGCUGUUCCACACAUUGUUUUGGGUUUUUUAAGGAGUAAUUAGAGGAAAUGCCAUGCACACAAAAUGACAUCGUCAACUUCGAUACGAAAACUGCCCAUCUACCGUCAACUAUCUCUAACGUGCGAUUCGCCCCAUCAAAAACGCAAAAGUCUCAGGAAGCAAUUUUCCCAAGACAUUGUCGAUUUUAAAGAUCCAUGGUUCGAGCAUCGCGACGUACACAUAACAGCCAAAAAUAAGAAAAAUGAAAAAAACAACGCAGAUAGACCUCCAGUGAAAAUUGCAUGGGCCAAUAAUGAAAACUUUUCCCUUAACGAUGAAGUAAUUAUUAAAAAAUGUAGUAAAGAAAUUAAAAAGGUUAGUAGUGGUAAACUUAUAAGGCAUCCUUCGUUGGAGAAAGAUUCGAUUUUGAGUUCGAAGCAAGAUCUUUGCGAAAGGCUUAAAAAUAACAACAAUAACACCAAUGAAAAAACAGAGGUGAAACCUAAUUUACAAAUAUACUUAGCGCACAAUACACAAGAAAACCGUAAUCUUGAUAGCCAAAAUAAUUCUGUAGAUAAUAGUGACCAAUUUUUGAUAGAAAAAAGUCAACCAAAGUAUUUACAACCAUUAGUAACGUCACAACAAAGUUUCCAAAUAAAGAAAACUAGCAAUAAGAAACCUUUAGAAUCACCCAAAGCGGCUGAAACAAUGAAUCAAAAAAGGCCAAAUUUUACCAGAAGCAAUACUAUAGUAGUAGUACCUUUGGUUGUUGAAAAAGAAAAAGAAGAAGUACAAAACAACGACGGCAUCAACGUGAUCAUACGACCGAUGACAGCACAAAGUAGACGCGAAAAAUUCCAAAAACGUACCGGAUCAGCAUUUCACGGUACCUCAAAAGACAUCCAAAUAAACAUAAGACCUCCUUUAGUAAGAUCAAGCUCAGCACCUAGCACCAAGCCGGAAAAAAGCAAAUUUCUCGCCAGCAAACGAAAACUGAAAAGCUCCAAGAAAUUCAACUCGCCUAAAGACGAAACUAGUAAAGCUGAGGUUCAAGAAUGGAAGAACGCAGCUCAAACAGGCUCGGAAAUAGUGACGAUGGUAUCGCUGAUUAGUCCAAGUGGAAGUGAAAACGAAGAUGGGUCUGAGGAUGAAAAGGAACGGCCGAAAUCCGUACUGAAGAGCGUCGGUGAAAAAGCUGUCAAAGAGGAAAUUGCUGGCAAAGAUAAUACGAAACAUUUUUCGUUGAGGAAAACUGUUAAAUCAGUUUCCUUUCAACAAUCGAGCAUACACGCGGUACGAAGUUUUUCGGCGAGUUUUCCUGCGCGCAGAGGUUCGAUGGCCACCGCGCUGACGUUAGGUACUAACGGAACGAGUACCACAAAGACGCACCAGGAAAAGAGAGGCACCAAUCCCAGUUCUCCAGACAGUGACGAACGAGUGCCCAAACGGCGAUUGGUUAGAAGCAAUACGGAAGAAUCGAAAACUACUGCCUGGCAGAGAGCUACAACUCAAAUAAGCCACAUCAAAAAAGCCACCUCGGUAAAAAUCAACGAAAACGUAAUCGCGGUGGACGUCCAUGCCAAAACCGACAAGAACGGGACCGCGGAAAAUUGUCCAGAGACUUCGAUGAAACUAAAUCUAGAGGAAAAUGUCAUAUUGAUAACGCCAGAUGUCAAUGAGAAGAGCGAAACGCAAAAAGAAGAAGAGAAACCCAACGACGAGGAACCCACUUACGACACGCCGAAAGAGAAACAAUGCUGGGCGAUGUAUUGUAAAAUGACGGAAAAAGGUAUAAACGUGUCUUACGAUACUAUUUUGAGAGGUAUGCUCACUCCGACAGAAUACAGGAUCAGACGCAAGACUUCGAUUGCCGAAGAAAUGAAUUUGCUGGUCAAUCCGCCGUCUUCGUCGGAAGACGUUGGGCCCAAACCCACUACGCAAGAGGAUCUUAUGAAACCAAAAAACCAAAUUUAGAUUAAAUAUUUAUUGUUAUUUUAUAGAAAUCGAUUAUUUUUAGAUACUAGAGGUUUAAUACACACGACAAAGAGCUGUUUGUGACUCUUGGAAUAAAGUUUAGAUUUAGAAAAAUAAUUAUGAGUUUUUCUCAGCUCCUCUCUAAACGAACAUUCUUAUACCUAUUUCAUAAUAAAUCAGUAAAUAGGCUCAUUUAACU